Molecule: messenger RNA, 3246 nt
Organism: Nakaseomyces glabratus
Lineage: Eukaryota; Fungi; Ascomycota; Saccharomycetes; Saccharomycetales; Saccharomycetaceae
Gene: UBP7
Product: ubiquitin-specific protease UBP7
Biological process (GO): protein deubiquitination
Molecular function (GO): cysteine-type deubiquitinase activity
Source: RefSeq, a predicted model, not a curated record
AUGGACCGUUUUACGCCGGAGUUUAGCGGACAGUUGUUGCUGCAAAUACAGCAGAUAUAUGUGGAUGAGAUCAGGCCGCAGUUCCCGCAACUGAAGUUGCAAAGGCUGCUUGACUUAUUAGAGCAAGCGCAAUGCAUGCUGGAAGACUAUAUGGGUUGUGUAGAUGUGGAUACGUCCAAGGCGGUACGGGUGUUUAUCACCGGUUGUUUUUACAUAUAUUUGGUGAUGCCAGAGUCCAUGCAGUUUCAGACUAGGAGCAAGUCCUAUAGUCUGUACACAGAGCUUCGGCACCUGUAUGAGUCGCAAUUGAACAUGACUAAUGUUAUAGCUAUGGUUAAGGAGGAAGUGGCUCAGAUUCAAGAGCAAUGUGAUAAUUUUCAGGAUAACGAGGGUGUGGAUGAUUCCAAACCACUGGGCAACAACCUAAAGGGGGCGGAUAACAUGCUGAAUCAAGGCAAGCGCUUAAUUACCAGGAGAAGUGCUUAUUCUAUUUCUUCGCCAUCAGGUAUGUCUACGUUAUCCCUACACGAUGAAUUACCUGAACACAGAAGUGAACAACAGACUCGUUUUCCUAGUGUUGAAAGGGAUCAAAGCAAUGGGAUGAAAGCAGACAUGUUGUUAGAAAAAAAACAAUCUCGAACUAAAUCCAACCCAAUCACAAACAUUAACCAACCCAGGAAAUCCUUGGAUGUUACAUUGAAUGCCAAUAAUGAAAUACCUACCUUAUCGCUGCACUCUGAUGAUAAGGCAGUGUUUGACCAACAUAAUGAAGCCAAGUCAUUGCCAGGAACAGCAACUGACAGUGACGAAGAAUAUUAUGUUGAGCACGGAUCACCUAUAUGGACCGCACCAGAUUUAGAUCCAAACGACCAAUUGAAAUUGGCAUUGGGUACUGAACUGUUGUCCCCACCUGUAAUGGGGUUGGAUGGUGACACGCUGGGCGAUGACAUAUACUAUGAAACAGUAUCAAAGGGAGAUGAUGUAUCAUAUCGCGGUAAAGAUUUUGAAGAUUUACACGCUAAUAGACUGAUUACUCAUAGAAAAGAUUCUUACCACUCAAUAUAUAUGAUAGAUGACGAUAACAAUAAUUCCAAAAAUUACUUUGAUGGUUCAAAUGCUUUUAUUCAAGGACUUGAGCGUUUGCAAAAGCAGAGCAUCAUAACAGCGCCUGAACUAUUUUCUAUACUUUCUAAUCCUGAGGAACGGCAUAAAUUAUUGCUAAUAGAUUUGAGGCUGAACAAAAGAUCUAUGGCUAAUCAUAUUGUAGCACCAAAUGUGGUUAACAUUGAUCCAACGAAUUUAUGGGAUAAUGAAGCAAACUCACCCAUUUACAAGGAUACAAUUUUAGAGCAACGUUUGAACAACCCAUUGUUCAAUGGCAGAUUGAAAUAUGACUAUAUUGUUUAUUACAGUGACAUGAAGACGUACAUGAAUUUUGAAUAUGAUUACUCUUUUAUACUUUUCUACUUGUUAACCACAUCAGGAAAGCAUCUUUCUUCUGUCCCCACUGCACUAUUAGGUGGUUAUGAGAAAUGGAAGAAGGUUAUGAACACAUAUGUAAGUCAAUAUCAAAUUGAGCUUGAUGAUUACCUUUAUCGCCCAUACGCUCCAAGCAAUAAUAAAGGUGAACAAAACAAUGCGCAAAUUCCUGAUGUUCCAACUUGGAAACCGCCACCAGUUCCUGUAAUGGUAAGGAAACGUCCACCCCCACCAGUACCUGUUUCAAUUCCUAUUCCUCCUGAAACACCGCCACCAUUACCGCAGAAAAUAAAGUUAGAGUCAAUUGAAGAGUCAGCACCAAGCGAUAAUAGUCAAUAUAUCAGACCACCAGCAAAAUUACCCAUCCAUGCAUUGCAUUCACCAAGAAAUCAAACUCUUACUAGAAAGUUUUCUAUUCCCACAAUUGAAAAAAAUUCCAAUCCUUAUGUGGCAUAUUCAGUCACAGGCUUAAGAAAUUUGGGUAACACCUGUUAUAUAAAUUGUAUGCUUCAGAGUCUUUUUGCAACUAAUGAGCUUAAGAAUCUUUUUAUUUCUGGUAAAUAUAGAGAAUAUCAAAUGAAACCCAACGAUAAUAAAGAAUCAGCAAUUUCCAAUACAUUUGCAAAUCUUUUUAAUAAAAUGUACAUGAAUGGUGGAUGUACUGUUGUACCUUCUGGAUUCCUAAAGAUUUGUAACUUUUUAAGACCAGAUUUACGCAUACCUGAUGAUCAACAAGAUACCCAAGAAUUUCUAUUAUUCAUACUGAAUCGUCUUCAUGAUGAACUCUCGAACCAAGUUAAUGUUAUAAAUGAUUACCCAAACCUACUUCUAUAUGAUGAUGACAAGAUGAUGGUCGAUAAAGAGAAAUAUAAAAAAUGGUUUGAUAAAACAGUGGUAGCAAAUGGGUUAUCCCCUGUUGAUGGAGUUUUUCAAGGGCAAAUGGAGAACGCUUUGCAGUGUCAACGGUGUGGGUACGAAUCAGUCAAUUAUUCGACAUUUUAUGUUCUUUCUUUAGCUCUUCCUAAGCCAAGUGCUCCUGCCUUCUAUAAAUCAGGAAGAGUAAAAUUGGAGGAUUGCAUUAAUAUGUUUACUAGUGAUGAAGUUUUAACAGGCGAGAAUGCUUGGGAUUGUCCUAAAUGUGGUUCAAAAGCUGUAGAGCCUAGAUUUACUAGUAGGACAAGUACACAGACAAUCUUGCCAAAUUCACCCCAUCAUCAUAAAAAAUCAAAGUUUUUUGGGUUACCUACAGGAAAGGCCAUUAGUCGCUCAAAAUCACCAUUCAGAAAGCUGGGUUUAUUGGAAAAGCAUGAAGGCAAGCAAGAAAAAUUGGAUAAGAUGGAGAGAGAUGAAAUAGAAGAAUGGCAUAAGAUGAAGAGCAAGAAACUUGUCACGAUAAAAACAAUCAAUUUUAUUUCAUUACCCAAAGUCCUGAUAAUACAUCUUUCUCGUUUCUACUAUGAUCUCACGAAGAAAAAUGACGCAGUUGUGAGCUAUCCCCUUGUGUUGAAUAUUGUUUUGAAAAAUGAGGAAAUUGUGCGCUAUAAGUUGUACAGUAUCGUGAAUCAUACAGGUAAUUUGAUAAGUGGGCAUUAUACAUCAUUAGUCAACAAAGAUCCUCAUCAUAACCUUGGUAAUACGGAACAGAAAUGGUAUUAUUUUGACGAUGAAGUAGUUAAGGCUGAAAAGACACAUGGUAAUGUAGAUAAAGGUAUAACCAAGGUAUCAAGUAAGAAUGUGUACGUUCUAUUUUAUGAGAGAGUUGAUUGA